Molecule: messenger RNA, 678 nt
Organism: Fonsecaea erecta
Lineage: Eukaryota; Fungi; Ascomycota; Eurotiomycetes; Chaetothyriales; Herpotrichiellaceae
Exons: 3
Coding region: 1-678 (225 amino acids)
Biological process (GO): glutathione metabolic process
Cellular component (GO): mitochondrion; peroxisome
Molecular function (GO): glutathione peroxidase activity; glutathione transferase activity
Source: RefSeq, a predicted model, not a curated record
AUGCGUCCAGAGGGAGGAAAGCUGACCAUCUAUGUGGAUUGCGUAUCCCCUUAUUCCUGGUUUGGCUUCACCAACACCAUCCGCUACCGGCCACUCCUCAAUGCAUACGGUGUAUCUGUGGAAAUAAUACCGUUCUUCUUGGGUGCCGCCCGUGAUGGCGUGGGCAACCCUUUUACGCCAACUCCCAAAGCCAAGGAGGCCUUUGCAAAGCAAGACACCGAAAUGACCGGGGAGAUGCUCGGGCUGAAGGUCGUCCGGCCAAAGGAAUUCCCCAUCCUGUCUCUUUUCGCAGUUCGUGUGGCCACAUGGAUCAAAGACCACUAUCCGGCGGAGAAGUUUGAAGCGACCUUUCCGGCUUUCAGCACGGCAUACUGGAGUAAAGGCAUCAACAUCGCGAAGCCAGAGGGUAUCGUGAAAGCCCUGCAAGGCAUUUUUCCCGACGAGGAGAUCAAGGAAAUCAUGAAGAAGGCCGUCUCACCAGAGAACAAGCAAAGAGUGAUUGACCUGACCAUGGGAUCAGGUGCCUUUGGCGCGCCGUGGAUCGUCGCCGUCAACUCGGAAGGGCAAAAGAAAGAGUGGUUUGGGAACGAUCGGUGGGAUCAGGUGUUCUACCAUUUGGGAGUCCCGUUCACGCCGGUGAGGAUCAUUCCACCCGGGGAAGCAAAGGCCAAGCUGUGA